Messenger RNA from Branchiostoma floridae (Florida lancelet), 1273 nucleotides. Its product is annotated as D-arabinitol dehydrogenase 1-like. Gene Ontology annotation, molecular function: oxidoreductase activity; zinc ion binding. Lineage: Eukaryota; Metazoa; Chordata; Leptocardii; Amphioxiformes; Branchiostomatidae. The record is from RefSeq and is a predicted model, not a curated record.
AAGACAAUUUCCUCACUGCAGUGGAAAAACCUGUUUUCCAGCCUUUUGUAUUCUAUAAAAGCUGGCACUCAUGCAAUCUUUACUGUCUUUGCAUCUCAGUCUGUCUACUUACUAAUUCAUCAUCGUCAGGAAUUUCGUUGCUUCUCAGUGUCGUGUUAUACGUUAAUCUAAAGAUUCCAACCAUGAUGAAAGCUCUACAGUGGGACGCGAAAAGCGAGCAGCUGUCCAUGGUGGAGGCUCCUGUUCCUACCGUCACCAACCCGUUUGAUGUGGUAGUCAAGGUUGGGUUUGUCGGUGUGUGUGGCAGUGAUCUGCUCGUGCUAAGGAAAAUCCACCCGGCUGCAGAAAAAGUCAUUUUAGGCCAUGAGUUUGCAGGGACAGUUCACGCCGUGGGUACCAUGGUCUCCUCCCUUAAGGUUGGGGACAGAGUCUGCGUCAACCCCAACGGGAACUGCAACGGCUGCAGGUUCUGUAUCCAGGGACAGCCCCACUUCUGCAUCACGGGAAAGAGCGCCAAAAACAUCCGCGACCUCGGGAUAUUCUGGGACGGCGCCAUGGCAGAGUUCUGCAUGGUGCCUGCUGACCAGGUGUUUCGUAUCCCAGAUGACAUGUCCCUCCAGCAGGCAGUGCUGUGUGAGCCGUACUCGUGUGUCAUACAUGGCUAUGAGAGGCUCGGCCCACUGCUGCCAGAAACACGCAUUCUGAUUCUGGGUGCUGGUAUUAUUGGAAUGCUAUUUGCGGCCUUAUUCCAGCAUCGUGGGUUUUCUGAUGUGACGGUAAGCGAGCCGUCUGAGCUACGCAGGAAAACUGUGUCAGGGAUCGGGAAGGGCUGCAAAGGAGUCUCGCCUGCUCAGCUGAAAAGUCAAAGUAUAGAGGGAAGUUGCUGAUUUUUGGCUGUUGCCCAGCUGACAAGCAGCUCAGCUUCAACCCACACGAUGCCUGGAUGAAGGAAAUCACCAUCCUCGCCUCCAGAAUCAACCCUUUCUGCUUCCCCAAGGCCAUUGCUCUGGUCAAGAACAUGGCCGCCGACUACCUCAGCUUCGACCAGCUUGGCGUGAAAGUGUUCUUCAUGAAUGACUACCAGGACGCAAUCCAAAAGCUGAAGAAUGGGGAGAUCACCAAGGCAUUGCUGGAGCCCUCAGGACCAGGGGAAUCCAACAAUGUAUAAUGGAUGAUCAAGUCAUGAUGCAUUUAUUACUACAUGGGAUGGGUGAAUGUGUGUAGUAAGCGCAAUAUCUGCAUGGGAAUAGUAGAUGAUAUUUUUGCGAUUGUC